This is a messenger RNA of Aphis gossypii (cotton aphid), 2433 nucleotides long. RefSeq lists its product as uncharacterized. Bases 885 to 1670 code for a protein of 261 amino acids. The record is from RefSeq and is a predicted model, not a curated record. NCBI's taxonomy places the organism in Eukaryota, Metazoa, Arthropoda, Insecta, Hemiptera, Aphididae. The transcript has a single exon.
GUACGUUUUCUCUGCAGCGAUCAGCCGCGGCGUCCAAACGUGGUGUCCAGACGCAAUCAAACGCGGCGUCCAAACGCCGCGACUCGACCGUUUUCUCUACAGCGCGCAGUCGCCGCGAUUCCUACAAAACAAUCACGAUAUCAUUCAUAGUUAAACUGUCGUCCUGUGCGAAUGUGUUUUCCUUUUUUUUUAUAAUUUUAUAAUAAUUAAAUUGAAAAAAAAUGCAUCGUCAAAUAAUGCUAAACAAUAAUAAAAUUAUAUUGGAGUUAUUGAGAGAGGAAGAAGAAGAUGAUCAAUUGUUAAUGAAUACAAAAAAUAAAAAAAGGAAACCAAUAUCAAAUUUAUUUUCGACAAGAAAAUCAGAAGGAUUUUUCGAAAAAUUAAUCAAAGGCCAUCUUGCUACCGAUAAUAUUAAAUUUCGAGAGUUUUUUCGUUUAAAUCGCCGACAAUUUGAUUUUGUUUUGUCUUUGAUAAAAAAUCAAAUACAAAAGACACCAACAAUGCGAUGGCAUGAACCAAUAAUACCCGAAGAAAAAUUGGCAGUUACUUUAAGGUAAAUAUAAGCAUUGUUACAAUAUAAGUUUAAAAAUAGAUUAGCAAGAUUCUUAUUAAGCACUUAAAGUUUAAAUUAUGAUAACAUUUAUCAAAUUAGAAAUUUACAAAUUUUAUUAUUGAAUUAAAAUGUUAUACCAUCCAUUAUAGUGACUUGUAACGUAUUGUACAGCAAAGCGACACUCACUUACCCACUUUUUUAUAAUUUUUUUUUUUGUAGAUAUCUAGCCACCGGGGAAUCUUUUCGUUCAUUGGCAUUUGCAUUUCGUAUAUCCUACAGUUAUAUCAGUAUAAUAGUAAAGGAAACAUUGACAGUUUUAAAACAAAAUUUAAUGCCAAUUUUUUUACCAGAUCCAACUAUGGUUGAUUUUAAAACUAAGGCAGAUGAAUUUUGGACAAAGUGGAACUUUCCUAAUUGCAUUCUCGCAAUUGAUGGAAAGCAUGUAAGAAUCCGUUGUCCUAAUAAUUCAGGUUCUUUGUUUUUUAAUCACAAAGAUUAUUUUUCAACUGUUUUAUUGGCGAUGGUUGAUGCAAAUUACAAAUUUGUAGCAAUCGAUGUCGGGUCAUAUGGAAAAGAAGGAGAUAGCGGUAUUUUUUUAAAGUCUACAAUGGGACAACAAAUUUUAAAUGGUGUAUUUAAAUUUCCAGAAGAUUGUGCCCUUCCUGGUACUGAUAUUAUAGCACCUCACGUUAUAUUAGGAGAUCAGGCAUUUAGGUUGCACAAACAUAUUUUGAGGCCGUUUUCUCAAAAAGCAGCAAGAGGAGAUAACAGCAAAACGAUUUUCAAUUACAGACUUAGCCGUGCUAGAAGAGUAACCGAAAAUGCUUUUGGGUUACUAAGUCAAGUAUUCAGAGUGUUUUAUCAGCCAAUCAAUAUUGCUCCAACAACAGUUGAUGAUUUAAUCAUUGUUACAUGUUGUUUACACAAUAUGUUACGUGAUGCAUAUUUAGAACACAAUGGAAAAGCAUACUAUCAAUUUGAUCAGGAAUAUUCAACUGUAAAUAACAUGAGGUCAUUUUCUGGGGAAAGUGGAUUUAUAAAUACGGAAGGAGUUACAGUAAGAGAUAUUUUUAAAGAUUAUUUUGCUAAUAUAGGAGCUGUACCAUGGCAAAUGUAAAUAAUUAUACAUGUUUUGUAUUAAUAUACCAUUAUUAUUAAUAUUACGAUAAUAUUGUGUGUACUGUGUUCAUUUAUUUAUAGUAGUUGCCAGUUGGUUAUCUAAUAAAUAUCAAAAACAAAAAUAAUUAAAAUGUUCUUGAAUUUAGGUUUUAUUUUUAAACUCACAAGUUAAAUAAAAUCAAAACAAAUAAUAAUAAUUAAAAAUAACCAAAAUAACCUUUAAUAUUAAUUUAUAAAAUAUAAAAUGUACUUAAAUAUAAUAAGUAUACAACAAACAAAUAUAAUAUGUAGGCCUAAUUAUAUUCAUCGCGGUUAUAUUGUAUAAAUCCACACGAAGAACUUGAUGCAGCAGUGUUGGAUGAGUUGGCCGGCGAUGGACACUGUGGCAUGCUGUUACUAUCAUUAUUGUAUUGCAUGUAUCCAGAUGAAGAACUCGACGCAGCAGUGGUGUACGAGUUGGCUGGUGAUAACCACUGUGCCAUGUUGUUGCUAUUUAAAGGCAGAACAUAAUUAGGUUGAAUGGUUUUAGUAUGAUCAGGAACCACAUAUUUUUCUUCAAUCUCAUUCACCAUUGUCAAUAUUCGCAGCUUAGCUUCGUUGAUUGCUCGCGAAGGGAGUUUUUUGACGGUCAUGGCAAUACUUUUAAAAAAAACGUCGACUUCGUCCUCUUUUUGGUCCAGCGAUGCUAAUAAAUUAUUUUGUGCCUGGAUAUUUGAUAACAUUUCAUUUCUUUCUUUAGAUCUCUUGGCUAAUAUUGCUGA